AUGCUUCGAAGAAGUCAUAAGAAGUCACGGGCGGGAUGCCUCGAGUGCAAACGACGUCAUGUCAAGUGUGACGAGCAACGCCCCAAAUGCAUCAUCUGUACGCUCUCCGGCCGAGACUGUAGCUAUGCCUCACCAGUGACCGACGGGGCACCCGUAUCAUUCGCUGGUGAUCGAGUCGCGGUAUCACCACCAGGAUCAGUGUCAGGCUCGCCGAUGUCAAAUGUCGCCGUGGGCACAAUUGGCGAUGCAGCACCUGUUCCUGGUGUCCCCCUACCCGAGCUGGGCCAUCCAAGCUCUCAUCUCUGUCACGAUGUCAACAGUGCUCAUAUGGAGCUCAUGAUCCGGUUCAAAUUCUCUGAUCACGCACCAGAACUCAACGAGGAGCUACACGACUUUGCCUCGAAACUCUUAUUCAGAUGCGCUCUUCAAGCUCCGUACUUGAUGCACCAGAUGCUGGCGGUGUGCGCGCGAAGGUUGGUUGCGCUUUUCCCCGACAGGUCCGACUUCUUCUCGGAGCACGCGAUGCAUCUUCAAACAAGGGCCAUCUCGAUUUACAACGAGACUGCAGCCAAGGCUCAGAUUGACCAGAACAACUGCUCCGCCCUCCUCCUCUACUGUUCUUUGCUCAGCCGACAUUUACUCGCCGAUCUGCUCGCUAAGCGCGAUACGAAUCUGGAUGGGUUUCUUGACCGCUAUCUUCAGUUUCUUUCAAUCUCUGGUGGUUUGAAAGGCGUGUCGAUCAGUGCAUGGGAGCUUCUACUCGAAUCUGAUAUCAAGCACCUUGUUCUUUGGGCGAUUAGCAUUUCCCAGUCAUUGCCACUGGGUAAUCAUUGCGACUAUCUUCGACAUCUCAUUUCUGAGUCACUCAGUCUCGACGCUCAGUCGAAAGAGGCCUGUCUCAAAGCUGCGGCUUAUUUGCAAGUUGGGUUUGACAGGAUUUUGGGCAAUGACGUGCGCAAUGAACGCUAUCUAAUGAUCUUCAUGUGCCGUACCAUCAGAGUUCACCGAGUUGCUUGCCCAGCGACGACCAGAGGCGAUUGCCGUGAUGGGCUACUGGGCACUCUACCUACACCUGAGUCGAGACGUUUGGCAUGUUGCAGGUUCAGGAGCUCACCUACUCAGAAGUAUCGCAGCAUAUCUUGGCCCGGAUUGGGGCCACUGGCUCUCUUGGCCGUUGGACAUGCUCGCACAAAAUUCAUAAUUCACAUUUACGAAAUACAUCACUUCAUCACUUCACACCUUGGCUCCGCAAGCCAUACGCGACCUAGAUUUUCACCCAUCAUUUCAAGGUAUCUAAUUGAACAAGCGAGAGAAGUUCGUAGUCAAAGACGCCAUCACCACCGCAGUGCCAACAUCUAG
Molecule: messenger RNA, 1359 nt
Organism: Podospora anserina S mat+
Lineage: Eukaryota; Fungi; Ascomycota; Sordariomycetes; Sordariales; Podosporaceae
Exons: 3
Coding region: 1-1359 (452 amino acids)
Biological process (GO): regulation of transcription by RNA polymerase II
Molecular function (GO): DNA-binding transcription activator activity, RNA polymerase II-specific; zinc ion binding
Source: RefSeq, a predicted model, not a curated record